GUGUCUUAAAGCGGCUAAAGACAGUGCUUCGACAUCUCAAAAGUUUUCUUCGAGUUAAGUUUUCAGACGUCCGUCUUAUUAUUCAACCUAAAUCCAGCAAAUCAUUUUGAGUUGUGAAGAGAGUUGACUCAGGAGAUGGACAGUAUAGACACAAAGAGGUUAAAUGAAAGCAACUUAGAUGAUCGUGCGUGGUCUGGGUGUGCUGUACUUUUCUUGGGGUGUAGCAGUCCAGCACACAACCUUCUGUCUAUUUACAAAGAUGAGCAGGGGAAAUUUAGUUUGUUCAAGGUUAUUAAGCUUACCCUUACAGAUUCUGUUGGUGGACUGGAAGGCUACGAAAUCCUGAAACUGCAUGAUGCUGAUCCCUUCCUCGGAGUGGAACUUAAGUUUAUGGACAUGAAUCUCUGUCAGCGAUUCCUGGAGAGCUAUGCAUGUGGUUCGCUCCUUCAGUUUCUGUCUCAGCAUGCCUCACGGCUUCUUAGCAUUCCUGAUGGGGUUGUCAUGGAAACACAACUCAAAGCUGGAGCACACACGAUGGACCACAGUCUAAAUGACCUAGACAGCUGCCUAGAGCAUGUUCGCCAAUCACAGCCUGUGCGUUUGCGAGAUGAUGAGGUCACACAGUUGGAGCAGCAGCUGCAGAACAGCUACGGUCCUCCCAGUCAGUCCCCACAAGAACUGCCAAAGAACUGCUUUCUGUUUCAGAAAAGAGUGUUUGAUGAUAGGCCAUUGACAUCUGCAGACCAACAACGAUUUGCUGCUCACAUUGGACGGGAUUGGAGGCGAGUGGGAAGGGCUUUACAAAAGAACUGUCGUGGUCUUAAAGGCCCAGCUAUCGAUAAUCUUGCCUAUGAGUAUGAAAGGGAAGGGCUUUAUGAACAGGCCUAUCAACUGCUUGGACGUUUCAUCCAAUCAGAAGGCAGGAGUGCCAGGCUGGGCCGCCUCAUUAGUGCACUAGAGGAGACAAAACUGACCAACAUGGCAGAGAUCAUGUUGGGCAUUCAGCCACGAGAUUGAGCCUUUAUGAAUGAUGGAUGUGUAUUUUUGUAUGUGUGCGUGUGUGUCUGUGACUUUUUCCAAGAUAUUACAGCAACAAUUAAAGAGCAUGCCUGUUGAUGUUUGUGAUUUUGAAUUUAAUCUGUCUCAGAAGUUGUUUUAUUGUCCCAAAUUAUUUGUUGAAUGGUUAAUAAAGUUUUUCAUACGUUUU
Paramisgurnus dabryanus is the source of this 1207-nucleotide messenger RNA. It is a transcript of the gene tradd, whose product is annotated as tnfrsf1a-associated via death domain. Gene Ontology annotation, cellular component: tumor necrosis factor receptor superfamily complex. The record is from RefSeq and is a predicted model, not a curated record. Gene Ontology annotation, molecular function: transmembrane receptor protein tyrosine kinase adaptor activity. Lineage: Eukaryota; Metazoa; Chordata; Actinopteri; Cypriniformes; Cobitidae. Gene Ontology annotation, biological process: positive regulation of canonical NF-kappaB signal transduction; extrinsic apoptotic signaling pathway.